GCACACGGCUGGGCAUACCUUGUGUGUUCCCCAAGUUAUACAGAAACGCCAAGGGCGAGCUCGUACCUAGUCCUCAGCCCAACGGCCGGACGAAGCGCCUCCGUAGGUGGGCCUGCUAUCGUGAUCUAAUACGCAGCGAAAGAUUCCGACUCACCAGAGCUUGAAAAGGUCAACGCAUCCACGAGCAGUGUUAACCCUUGGGAAAACGGGCACGCGGGUUGGGCGGCACCAUCGCAUCCGUCUGUUGGCAGCUCCUCCUAUCCGGUGGACGACGGGGGCGACAGCGGCGACAACGACUUCUCAGAUACCGCACUGGACGCGUUCUUACAGAGUCUUAAUAACAGCACAGGAGGAGACGGACAGGGGUGGAUGCUGCCUCUAUUCGCCGACGGUGCCCUCGAGCUGGACCUGAAUGCCCCGCAUCCCGCGCCCGCCGCCAUGCAGCCGCCGCCUUUCGACCACAGCCCUAGCGCAUUACAGGCGCCGCCCCCGCCUAAUCCACCUCAGCCAAACUUCAUCGCCUCCGUCGUCGACCAUUUGCCAGCGUUGUACGAGUACUGGGUCAACUCGUUCUCCCAUGUGCUCUCGGUACUCGGCCCCGGCCACAACCCGCAGGUCGACAACAUGUUCCCCGUCGUUCAGCGUUCACCGCUGGUCAUGUGUGCACUCAUCGCAUGGGCGGCCACUCACCGGGCCAAUAUCGGCCACCCGUAUGAAGAGGUUGCGCGCCUUGCGACGGAGUUCACUGAACUUCAGGCCGACCAGAUCGACAUAGAGCGCGACCUCACGCCUAACGAGAGAGAAGAGUACAUGUGGACACUGCUUAUCCUCGGCGGCACCGAGAUUGUUCAGGGAGACGUGAAGGGCUGGGUGAGGCGCCUGCCCAUGACACGGCGGCUUCUGUGCAAGGUCGUUGAGACGAUAGACUUUGACACCACCAUCACUUGGCAGGCGUUGGCAUAUAACUGCGCCUACCACGACAUUCUUGCGAGUCUCACAACAACUCAGAUCCCCGAUUUCCCUUACGAGCUCUAUAAUCGCAUUCUCACAGCCAAUGACCUCGAGAUGGACUCCUACAUGGGAGCGACACGACGCAUAUUCCAGUUCCUCACCGAUAUAGCCGCGCUGGCCGGUAAGGUUUCAACCAUCUACGGGCAGCCCGAGUCGCGCGAGCGAGACCGAGCACUGGGCCUGAUAGUCGCCGAGGCUGAGGCAAUGGUAACCCGCCUGCAUGCCGCCGAUUUGCCGAACGGGUUGUUUAAUCACCCACUGCCGAUCGGGACAGACCGCGCGCUCCUCAUCGUCUCCUUCUACACGUACAAGCUCGCGGCUGAGCUGUAUCUCCGCCAGAGUGUGCUGCGGUGCGGUCCAAGCGACCUCAAGACCCGCCGCCUCGGCGUGCGCAUCAUCGGCAACAUCCAUCAGAUCCUCGGUACACCCAACGAGAGUCAGAUGUGCUUCCCGCUUUUUCUGGCCGGCGUAGCGACUGCCGACGCCAAAGGCCGCGCAAAUGUGGAGCGUAUUUUCCACAGAUUUUCAUCGCGCGUACAGGUUCGCAACGUCAUGGCCGUGCUCAACCUGCUGUUUGAGGUGUGGAAGCGUGAUCCCGAUGGCGACCGCUACGUUGACUGGCGCAAGCUCGCGGAGGAGCAAAUGGAUGUGGCAUACUCGUUCGCAUGACGAGCACACAUCUUAUUUUUGGUGAUAUAAUCGAAGCCAAAGGAGUGUACACGGUUUAUUGCCGUUGUUUGUACCAUAGCACGAUGUCGGAUGCACCCAGCCUGCAGGGUUG
Molecule: messenger RNA, 1792 nt
Organism: Cutaneotrichosporon oleaginosum
Lineage: Eukaryota; Fungi; Basidiomycota; Tremellomycetes; Trichosporonales; Trichosporonaceae
Biological process (GO): positive regulation of transcription by RNA polymerase II
Cellular component (GO): nucleus
Molecular function (GO): transcription cis-regulatory region binding; DNA-binding transcription factor activity
Source: RefSeq, a predicted model, not a curated record